Messenger RNA from Alosa alosa (allis shad), 3694 nucleotides. RefSeq names its product gamma-aminobutyric acid type A receptor subunit beta3 (gene gabrb3). Bases 582 to 2021 code for a protein of 479 amino acids. Gene Ontology annotation, cellular component: synapse; neuron projection; membrane. Gene Ontology annotation, biological process: regulation of membrane potential; monoatomic ion transmembrane transport; signal transduction. The transcript is spliced from 9 exons. Gene Ontology annotation, molecular function: neurotransmitter receptor activity; GABA-A receptor activity; extracellular ligand-gated monoatomic ion channel activity. Lineage: Eukaryota; Metazoa; Chordata; Actinopteri; Clupeiformes; Clupeidae. The record is from RefSeq and is a predicted model, not a curated record.
CAACGUCAUCGCAACGCAUUUGUCACUGCACUUUCUGUCAGACGACUGCCGGUUUUCAAAAUAACUCUCAUGAUCACAAUCUAGUCAAAGUGAUGCAACGCCUGUGACAACAUGGAUAUUUGAAAACAGAAAAUGGUCAUUCCAAACCGUGCGUAUUACGCGUCUACUACCACAGCAACCCGUGUCUUAUGUGCUGAAUCAAGACCAAAACAAAGCUUGAACGUAAGACAGUUGGCGGAGGGUGUGGGGAUUGUAGAGCAGCGGACGUCAAAAUCUAAGGAUGGAUAUCUGGCUUAGAAUCAACCUCUGACUCUUCUAGUGCUACCGCUGGUCAUGUCUUUAACAAAAUGCAUGGUCUUUACCAAAUGCGCCUCCUAAUAACAGUCUGCUUCCCCAGGAGUGAGAGAAAACGCGGAUUGCAGCAGAAUAUUUCCUUGUAACCAGCCGUCACAGGAGUCUCCAAUGACUUCUUAGCAAAGGACUACGGAUGGAAUAACCUGUAACAACCCGUUGGUUUAUGCCGGAAAACCCUAACAACCUCCGUUUUAGUCACUCAAUUCCUUAAAAGAAUAUAAUAAGGAAUGUUUGGAUUAAAGAAACGAAAGCUGUUUGGUGUUCUCUCGGUACCGGUCAUUGUGGCAGUGAUGUGUUGUGCACAGAGCGCAAACGAGCCCGGUAACAUGUCUUUUGUCAAAGAAACAGUGGACAAACUCCUAAAAGGAUAUGACAUUCGCCUUCGCCCAGACUUUGGAGGAGCGCCGGUGGCAGUUGGAAUGAGUAUAGACGUGGCGAGUAUAGACAUGGUGUCUGAAGUCAAUAUGGACUACACAUUGACCAUGUACUUCCAGCAGUACUGGAGAGACAAACGGUUGGCUUAUGCAGGGAUUCCUCUCAACCUCACCCUGGACAACCGGGUGGCUGACCAGUUAUGGGUGCCGGACACCUAUUUCCUGAACGACAAGAAGUCGUUUGUGCACGGCGUAACGGUGAAGAACCGCAUGAUCCGCCUCCACCCGGACGGAACAGUCCUCUACGGGUUAAGAAUCACCACAACAGCUGCCUGUAUGAUGGACCUGAGGAGGUACCCUCUGGACGAGCAGAACUGCACUCUGGAGAUUGAGAGCUAUGGCUACACGACAGAUGACAUUGAAUUUUACUGGAAAGGAGGAGAAAGCGCUGUGACUGGUGUUCAACGCAUCGAACUGCCGCAAUUCUCCAUAGUGGACUACAAACUGGUCUCCAGGAAUGUUGUCUUUUCCACAGGUGCCUACCCACGACUGUCUCUGAGCUUCAAGCUGAAGAGGAACAUUGGCUACUUCAUCCUGCAGACGUACAUGCCCUCCAUCCUAAUCACCAUUCUGUCCUGGGUCUCCUUCUGGAUCAACUAUGACGCCUCGGCUGCCCGCGUGGCAUUAGGUAUAACCACUGUGCUGACUAUGACUACCAUCAACACCCAUCUAAGAGAGACGCUACCCAAGAUCCCUUACGUCAAAGCCAUAGACAUGUACUUGAUGGGCUGCUUCGUCUUUGUCUUCUUGGCCUUGCUGGAGUACGCGUUUGUCAACUACAUCUUCUUCGGGAGAGGGCCACAGAUGCAGAAGAAGCUGGCGGAGAAAGCGGAGAAGGCAAACAACGACCGCACGAGAUACGACGGCAACCGGGUGGAUGCCCAGGGCAACAUCCUCCUGACCUCCCUGGAGAUCCACAACGAGGUGGCCAGCAACGAGAUCACCACCACGAGCUUGAGCGAGACGCGCAACUCCUCCUCCAUGGUCUUCGACAACUCAGGGAUCCAGUACCGGAAACAGAGCGCUCCGCGGCACGAAGGCCGGCGCAGCAUGGAGCGCGGCGGUGGCGGCAUCCACCCCAAGAAGACGCGGCUGCGCCGGCGCUCCUCGCAACUCAAGAUCAAAAUCCCCGAUCUCACAGACGUGAACUCCAUCGAUCGAUGGUCACGGAUAAUAUUUCCCUCUGCUUUCUCACUCUUCAAUUUGAUUUACUGGAUGUACUACGUGAAUUAAUGCCACAGAUAGGAUGCCCCCCCCGUACCCUUUUACGAAGACUCAUCAAGACAAGAGACGUGUUUCAGCGCCAUAUAAUUGUUAUGUUCUGAUUUUUUCUAUUUGCAAACUCUGGAGGCAUGAGAGCAGUGUUCUUGGAUGAUGAUAUGCACUAAUAUGGGCCAAUGCUGUACGUCAUUUCCGUGACGAGAAGCUGCACUGUUCUCUUGGUGAACAUACCCAUAAACACACAUCUUUUUAACAUAGCAACACAAUGAGCAGUGCCAGCACCAAGACUUUUAAUUUUGUAAACAUUCUUCUGUACAAAGACACGAUAAACUCUCAGAAGCCUUUUUGGACUUCUCGCAUGAUGCUCCCAGCGACUCUACCCCUUUUUAUUUCGAACACCCUACAAAGCAAGACAUUAACUCAGACCUGACGUUGCUAUAGUGGAAGGCAUUAUUCACACAAAUGCUUUAUGCCAAUAUACUCAAUAGCAUUCAAAUGUCGAGAUCAAUGAUUGCCAUUGUCGCCAUGUUGAGUUUAGAUAAUGCAAUAUACUUAGGGCUGUGGGUUUUGAUAAAAAUGGUUUUAAGGUUUGGUGUUUUUUCUUCAUCCACAAUGCUAUGUUUUGGGGUGUACAAGUUACCAUAUUACAUGAAGUUACCAUAUUAACACGUCACAACAAGCGCCAAUUUGUGAAAUACUUUCGAAAGAUGAUUUCCAUUUGCCUUCGUUUGAUAUGAUUGUAUGCCACACACAGUUCACCGUUUCCUUGCAAAGUGCUUCAGUAUUUGCUCCCAGUGAACAACAGUGCACUCUACAUUCUCUACACACUCUACAUUUUUUCUGCAUUUUAUGGUUGUUUUCACACACAAGUUGCUCUUAAAAAUCACAGGCUAUGGAAGAUCAAUGGAAAUAUUAGUUUGAUGGAUCCUGGCAAGAGAAAGUGAUUAAAUAUUUGUUGCUCAGAGUUUCACUAUGACAUUUUAGUGACAAACAGACAUUGAUGUGGAUUUGCAAAUGAAAACUUGGCUGUUCCAGAAAGAACACCUUUGGCCAGAACGUGUGGCAUUCUUUGAACGGAUUAUACUGUAAGUCCCUAAACUUGAAAACAAAUAUAUUCAAAUAUUUGAUUAUUAUGUUCCUUCGGGGUACCUUGUUUCAAAACAUUGAGUGAUAUUACACUUCUUUUCACUACACAGUUUAUGUACUAAACACAAAACUUGCCUCAGGUUCCUACAGAAAAUGCUAGUAAUAUUGAAAAUGAUCCCCAUCACAUAUUUUUGCUAUUGUUAAUAAUAUGCAUACCCAUAUUCAUGUACUCUUUGUUGUAAUUAUUACUUUGUAAUAUAAUCAUACUGUACAUGGUUACUUCAUAGCUGUUUUACUUGAUAUUAUGACAGCAUGAUAUUAUUUUGUCACAGGUGACUAUGAUGUUUGUUCCUCACAACCGACUUUAGUCACAGCCAAACAUUAGGAACUGUGGAUCUUGCCGAGGAAUAAAUAAGUGAUGUAUAUCACAUUGCUAUACAGAGUCACAACCCACAGUCACGUCCACAGGAUUAUUGAAUGCUGUCUGCCAUGUCAGGUUGCUUUACGGUUUUGUUGUGUUGCCAGUUGCUCACCAUAACCUUUAUUGCUCCUCUUCUGACUUCUGUUGUGUGUUGUAAAUAUAUGCCACAUUAUCCAGA